Messenger RNA from Myripristis murdjan (pinecone soldierfish), 1769 nucleotides. RefSeq names its product perforin-1-like. Lineage: Eukaryota; Metazoa; Chordata; Actinopteri; Holocentriformes; Holocentridae. Gene Ontology annotation, molecular function: wide pore channel activity. Gene Ontology annotation, biological process: defense response to virus; immunological synapse formation; T cell mediated cytotoxicity. The transcript has 3 exons. The coding region runs from base 25 to 1749 and encodes 574 amino acids. Gene Ontology annotation, cellular component: membrane attack complex; membrane. The record is from RefSeq and is a predicted model, not a curated record.
GGAGGUAAGACACUUGAUAGAAGGAUGAUGGCAAGGCUGUGGCUGCUCAUUCUCCUGGGCUCGGCGUGGAGUCCUCCAUGUCUGCCGUCGAGUGAGUUCACAGAACGCCUCCUCGGUACGCCGCAAGAGUGUAAAGAUGCCGAAUUUGUCCCAGGUCACAAUCUAGGAGGAGAGGGCUUUGACAUUGUCAAGAUGGAGCGCAAAGGUGCCUAUGUCAUCGACACUGAGAAAUGGGAGCGUGACAAUGGCACUUGCAUACUGUACAGAAAUAGCUACCUGAACAACAUCAAGCAGAAGAUUCCAGUUGCUAUGGCGGACUGGAGAGCCCUCAGCCAGUGUAAGAUGCAGGUGUCCAGCACUUUUUACGAAUCUGCCGAAUCUCUUGUCAAGGACUCCACAUCGACUGUGACCAAUGAUUGGAAAGUUGGCCUUGACAUCCCUGCAGGCCCUGCCAGUGUUGGGGUGGCCUUUGGAGGGUCCCACUCUAAUGCAGCCACCUUUGCAAUGCAGAAGUCUAAACAGGACAUGUAUACCUUUUUUCACCAUGCCGUCAACUGUGGCUUCUACAGCUACAGAAUGGUAACAGAUCCUCCACAUAGUCAUGAAUUUGAUAAGGCCAUCAAUUCCCUUCCUUCAGUUUACUCAAAGAAAACCAAGCCGGCAUAUUAUCAUGUGAUUGACACAUAUGGUACACAUUAUAUCAUGCAUGUGAUCCUGGGAGGGGCACUGAGCUCACUCACUUCCAUCAAGACUUGCCAGGCCACCAUGAAUGGACUGACAGAGACAGAAGUCAAGGACUGUUUGACAGUUGAAGCCUCGGCUACAUUUCCAGCCACUGCCAGGCUGAGUGCAAUGUACAAACACUGUCAGGAAAAGAAGAAGAAGAUGGGCUCUAACGAAAGUUUCAACAGCAGGUUCAGUGAGCGGACCACAGAAAUCACUGGUGGAAAAGUCAGUGAUGCUGAUCUCCUCUUUAAUGCACAAGCAAACCGCGAAGCCUACUCCAGCUGGUUGGACUCACUGAAAACCAUCCCUGAUGUGAUCCGCUACAAACUGAAGCCCCUGCACACAAUCCUGAGAAAAAAUCAUCCUGCCCGUGCUGGACUGAAGAACGCACUGAAGCAGUACAUUAUAAGCAAUGCACUAGUAAAAAAAUGCUCAAGAACCUGUAAGGUGGGACACAGGUCCAGCGCAAGGGACCGUUGUGCUUGUGUCUGCAACAGUGACCAGGUCAUCAAGUCCAACUGCUGUCCUGCCGAGAAAGGCCUCGCAAGAUUGAAGGUGUUCAGGCUGUCUGCGGAGAAGCUGUACGGUGACAGAUGGAGUAAGACAGAUGGUAUAGUGAUGGUCAAAUUUGGAAAUCAGGAAAAGCGUACCUCCAUGAUAUUAAAUAAUGAUAAUCCUAAAUGGCCAGAGAUGUUUGACUUCGGACCCAUCAAAAUAGACCAGACAACCAAACUUGAGUUCAGUGUUUAUGAUGCAGACAAAUACUGGAACAGCGAUCUCCUUGGCAAGUGCUCAUUUUAUCUGCACCGUGGGAAAAGGAGCGACAGCUGCAUGUUUAAACACGGUACCUUCUUCUUCACCUACAUGGUGGUGUGUGCGCCAAGUCUCGGAGGUUCGCAAUGUAGAGACCACAUCCCCUCUCCCAUGGAGCCCUCGCUGGCCAAGGUCUUCUACACCAGAAAUGGAGUCCUUGCUGGAGAGAGUGGGCUGCAGCAGUUUAAGUGGUUUAAGCAGUCAGGCUGAUUGCAGAAUGCUUCGUUAAG